GGGGCUCAAGUUCAGGCUUCAAAGUACUUAGCGACAAACAAUCGAGGCUGGAGUCUGAGACUCAGGCUGCGGCUGCGGCUGUGGCUAUGGCUGCCCAACUAUAAAAGCCAGCACUUUGGCCCGUCAUCAUCAACAGUUGCAGUCGAUUCACCCAUCCAAGCACAAACAUCUCCAAACAUGUUCAAAUACGUUGCCUUCUUUGCUCUGCUGGCAGUGGCUGCCGCUGCUCCUGGCCUCAUCGCCGAGACGCACUCGUUCGUCCAGCCCGCGUUGCUGACCAAGACCGCCUAUGUGGAUCACAGCGCCUCCUCGGCCAUCACCCAUCAGAGCAACGUGAAUCUGGUGCGCAAGGUGCCAGUGGCCCCAGUCGUCACCUACGCCGCCGCUCCCGUGGUCCACCAGACCGUCGUGCCGGCUGCUCCUCUGGUCAAGACCAUCGUCCAGGCCCCACAGGUCCACACGGUGCAUGCUGCUCCUCUGAUCAAGACCGUCGUGCCAGCUGCCCCUCUGGUCCACACUGUCCACUCUGCUCCCCUGGUCCACACAGUGCAUGCUGCUCCCCUGGUCAAGACCGUCGUGCCAGCAGCUCCCCUGCUCCACACUGUCGUGGCCGGCUCCCCCGUUGUCUACUCCGCCUACCACAAGUGAAUCGAUUGAAAGCGUGUUGAUAAAGGACUCUGUUACGUCCGCAGAGAACGUUGAGCAAAUCAAUUAAAACAAAAGUAUUACAAGAAACUAUUGUCCAAUA
Molecule: messenger RNA, 748 nt
Organism: Drosophila obscura
Lineage: Eukaryota; Metazoa; Arthropoda; Insecta; Diptera; Drosophilidae
Product: pupal cuticle protein G1A
Exons: 2
Coding region: 178-648 (156 amino acids)
Source: RefSeq, a predicted model, not a curated record